ACUCUCUAAUGGUUAAAAAAUAAAUAUGAAAAUGCGGAUUUUAAAGUGUUUUAGUUUUGUAUUUUCCGUGUUUAUUAUUUUAUGUUUUUUGAGUUGCAAAGCUGAUGGAUUCUCGGUGUUGAAAGCCAAGCGAACUCAAUCGGUGGAGGAUUCCACCACUACAAUCAGGCCAACUGCUGCAGCUGUCUUCAACGGCAUUGAGAAUAAUGAGGAGCAAACUACCAGUGCGUGGGAUACACCAAUUCAAUGGACCACGGAAGGAACCUCCAAUAAACCCCAAUCAAGCCUUCUAAUCAAUUGUGAAACUUGUCCGGACAACAUCACUUGCGUACCACAAAUUCAAUGCCCGGCGCAUGUACGUAUGAAGGAUCACGAGAAACCACAGAUUUGUGACCUGCCUGGCGGCAGUUAUGGCUACUGUUGUGUUACUGGUCAAAAUCACACAGCUCGCCGACCUGGUACGGAGCGUACUCCUUCCUCCGACUUUUUACCAAUGUCUGUGGUGGAGCAAACUCGUCAAAAGUUUGAAAAAUUAAUGCACAAUGUGGCAAUGUUGCCAGUUCGGCGUGGUCAGCCGGAGUUUUUGCAUGGCAUCACCUUUCAUUCGAAUGCGGUCGAUGAAAAGAAAAGCUUCCAUUCGUCCAAUUCAGCAAUUAAACAAGUCAUAGCCGGACAAUUGUUCUCUAAAAAGGAGGACAUUCCUGUAGAUGACCUAAUUACAAAUAAUGUACAAGUGGAUUUUAAGAAGACUCCCUUGGCACAUCAUUGCGCUGGACCUCUCAAAUGUGGUGUACCGAACACACCAUAUCGUUCUUUUGACGGUAUCUGUAAUAAUAAAUUAUCACAUCGUUCCCUCUGGGGCUCGGCAGGCCAACCCAUGGAACGUUUGCUUCCACCCGCUUAUGAAGAUGGAAUCUGGACACCACGUUUGCAUUCAGUGGACAGUAGCGAGCUUCCUGGAGCUCGUCAAGUAUCGAGUCGUCUUAUAAAGGAUAUAGAUUUGCCGCAUCCGAAAUAUAACCUUUUGUUAAUGCAAUUUGGGCAAUUUUUGGCACAUGACGUCACACAAUCGGCUUCCGUUCGCCUAGAAAAUGGUGAAAUAGUGGAAUGCUGUGCCGAAAACGGCGCUUUUGCUUUACCCGAACAUAAACGUCACUUUGCUUGUAUGCCAAUAAUGGUACCGCACGAUGAUGAGUUCUUUGGCGCUUUCAAUGUGCGCUGUAUGAAUUUUGUGCGACUGUCGUUAGCGCCCAAUACUGAAUGUAAAGUGGGCUACGGCAAGCAGCGCAGCAAAGUGACACAUUUCAUUGACGCUUCGGCUGUGUAUGGCUCGAGUGAAGCCACGGCACGUGAUCUGCGCGAGUUCAACGGUGGCCGACUUACCAUGUCACGAGAUUUUGGUCGUGAUCUACUACCAAUGAUAAGUGAUAAAAAGGCAUGCGAAAGUGACGAUCCCGGCAAAACGUGUUACAAAUCAGGAGACGGCCGGACUAACCAAAUCAUAUCCUUGAUCACUCUGCAUGUUUUAUUUGCACGGGAGCACAAUCGCAUUGCUGGUGUUUUGGCUCAACUGAAUCCUCAUUUCAGUGAUGAAACAUUGUUUCAAGAAGCUCGCCGCAUUUUAAUAGCGGAGCUUCAGCAUAUCACCUACAAUGAGUUUUUGCCUGCGCUCAUCGGUCCUCUGCAAAUGAAACGAUUCCGAUUGGUGCCGCAACAUCAUGGAUAUGCUCAGGGCUACAGCGAAGAAGUAAACCCAGCUAUUACGAAUGAGUUUUCCGGUGCAGCCUUUCGUAUGGGCCACUCCAUUGUCGAUGGCAAGUUUCAUAUAAAGGAAGAGGGUAAUAGAGUAGACGAAACCAUCAACAUACCCGAUGUAAUGUUCAAUCCUUCACGCAUGCGCAUGCGAUCCUUCUACGAUAACAUGCUACGUACUAUGUAUACCCAGCCAAUGCAAAGAGCGGACAGCUUCAUGACCCACGGGCUUAGCCGCUUCUUGUUUCGUGGUCACAAUCCGUUUGGCUUGGAUUUGGCAGCCUUUAACAUACAACGUGGUCGAGAUCAAGGUUUGCGAAGCUACAAUGAUUACCUAGAGUUGAUGGGGCAUAGGAAGUUGAAAUCUUUCGAAGACUUACCCCAGGAGAUCGGUAGUAAGCUGGCCGAAGUUUAUAAGCAUACAGACGAUAUUGACCUUUGGGUUGGCGGUUUGCUUGAAAAUCCAGUAGAUGGCGGUGUUGUUGGUAGUACGUUCGCCGAAAUAAUCGCAGAUCAAUUUUCCCGAUUCAAACAUGGCGAUCGGUAUUUCUACGAAUACAACAGAGAUGUUAAUCCAGGGGCAUUCACCAUUGAUCAGCUUCACGAAAUACGGAAGGCGACGAUGGCUCGACUGAUCUGUGAUAAUGCCGAUCACUUGACGUUAACUAAAGUUCCACCAUCGGCUUUUGUACAAGCUGACUUUCCACCUAACCAUCCAGUGGGAUGUGAUAGCGCCCAAAUACCAGUCGUUGAUCUGAAGGCUUGGCGCACAAGAUAAUUCAAGUGGAAAUUCACAGUGACACAACCAAUAAAUUAAUGAUUCUUUCGGCUGUUAAAGCAUGUAAAA
This is a messenger RNA of Ceratitis capitata (Mediterranean fruit fly), 2599 nucleotides long. It is a transcript of the gene Pxt, whose product is annotated as chorion peroxidase. Bases 26 to 2530 code for a protein of 834 amino acids. Gene Ontology annotation, molecular function: heme binding; peroxidase activity. Gene Ontology annotation, biological process: response to oxidative stress. NCBI's taxonomy places the organism in Eukaryota, Metazoa, Arthropoda, Insecta, Diptera, Tephritidae. The record is from RefSeq and is a predicted model, not a curated record. The transcript has 9 exons.